AUGGAUAGUACAAGUCCAUUUCAACCUUGGGCCACAGACGAUAGUGCAAAAAAUGUUAAAACUGAGCGAGAACUAGUGGAUGACGCGAAACUUCAUCGGGAAAAUGUCAAUCAUCCAAAACAUAGGCAAACUGCGUCUUACAAUAAAGAAAGUGUCGCCGUUCCAAGCAACGCUCCGGGAUCGUCGAGCUCCACGGCCCCCGGCGGCGAGCCCGCACGGGGCAGCGAGUCCAACAUGGACUCUAAUAAAAUAGCUUCCAUGCAGCAGAUAGUCGAGAACACCCUCAGUCAGGAGGGUCGGCAGAGGGUAGCUCAAUUACUGGAAGCAGUGGAGGCACUGAGUGGUGCAGAGAGACUACUUCUGUACCUUCGCUUGCCGACCGGAGUUCCACAACAUGAUCCUCUAAAACAACCAAUUAAUCCGUUGGGUUCACGGGCUGAACUUCAGCAGACUGUAACUUGGAUACAGACACACUUAGAAGUUGACCCAGAUGUAUCAUUACCUAAGCAAGAUGUAUAUGAUGAAUAUAUUGCACAUUGUAUGAGCAGUAACAUGAAGCCCCUCUCUACCGCUGAUUUCGGGAAAGUGAUGAAGCAGGUGUACCCUACCGUGCGUCCGCGACGUCUAGGGACACGCGGCAACUCCAGAUACUGUUACGCAGGACUGAGGAAAAAGAUCAAACUAGAAGUGCCACAGUUGCCAGAUUUGGGUGAAUCAUCUAAGGAACCAACUACGGCUUCUAGGGAAACUGAAAGGAUCGUUUGUGACUGGGCCGAAACAAAACUAGGCGUGAAGUUCUCGAGUAUAGUGGAGUUGUCUCGGCACCUGAUGUCGACGAGCGCCCCGCUGGCGCCGCCCGGCCCCGCCAGCGCGUCCCCGCCCCCCCUCGCACAGCCACACCCACCCGCUGAGGACGCAACAAGCCGACAAUUGAUAAAGCAUCUAAAACGGAAAAUACAGACGCAGGGAACUCCUGGGAGACCUAAAAAGAACAAAGGUCAAGAAGUGUCUGGAGAAUCUCCACCGUCAACAUCGUACGCGGGCCACCACCAGCCAAUGAAACACGAGAGCGAGCCCCUCCCACCCGACAUGAGCUACGGGUAUCAGCCCCCCUACGUGCCCGUGUACGACGUGCGACCCACCCUCCCGGCCUACGCGGCCCCGCCCCGCGCCCACCCCCCGCACGUGCCCGCCGCACCGCACCCCGCCCUGCCGCUGCACGAGUACCGGCCCGACCCCUACGCCUUUGAGCCGUCGUACGCGCCGCGCGACCUCACACGCCCGGACCUCGCGCGCCCCGACCUCGCGCGCCCAGACCUCACGCGCCCAGACCUCACGCGCCCCGCCGACAGCGCGCACAACCUGCCUAUCAACCUCAGCAGCGACGCGCGCGACCAACAGCCCGAGCGCACGGACUGGCAGCGCCGCCGGCCGCCCGAGCCGCCGCCGGCGCGCCUGCCGCUGCCCGGCAAGAAGCUCAUCCUCGAGACCUACCACAGCGAGACGCGCGCCAGCUCGCCGCGCUCCUCGCAGACCGACGCGCGCUCGCACCACGUGCCCGAGGACUUCCCGCGCACUGAGUACCUGCCGAAGAAGAUGCGCGCCGCCGAGAUCCUGGGCGGCAAACUCGCCGCGGCGCGACAGCUGCAAGCGCCGCUAGUGGCGCCGCCCGCGCCCGCGCCCCAGCUAAUGCCGGCCGGGCCUGCGCCCCCGCUGGUGGCGGGCGCCCCCGCGCCCCCAUUAGUGCCGCCCGAUGUGGCAUGUAGCUCCGCCCCUGCACCCGCCGAUGCCCCCGUUCGUCCAGAGGUUGCUUUUUUAGAGGAUCCAAAAAACUUAACGAGCCGGUCCAAAAGCACCGCCGCGGCGCUGGCCCGGGAGGAACAGGAGGCGGCGAGUCCCACACGGUCGGUGAAGGCUCCGACGUCUAAGUCCGAAAUGCUACGCAAUAAACUACGGAAAUCGAGCGGCCGAGCCAGUGGACCCUCGCCGGAUCGGGCGGGAUCGCCCGAGCGAACCGUGACGCCUGAUUCGUGUUGCGGUCUAGAUGGGAUUAAUAUCAAAACUGGAAUGAUUUGCGAAGAGAAACACUCUGAAAUCCUAAAUAGAGAACGUGUGAUUAGCAUAUGCAACAUUGAUAAGCAUGAUUUAGACGACUAUUUGAACGAAGGUAACAGCCAAGAGCAUGAAGAGGAGUUACUGCAGUAUUUCCACCAACGCGCUAAUCAGUCGCAAGCCCAAGCAAACACAAGCACGUCUGAUAACGCAGCUGCUUUUUUAGAACAAGGCCAGGACCCACACGACGACCAUAGUCAGGGCAAAAAUGAAAAAAUAUCGCAGCUCAGAGAGUUACUGGCUAAAAACUUAAAAAACCAAAGUGGGUCUAAUUUACAGACAAUGCAAAUUAAUCAGGAGUCACAAAUAUCUCAAGAGAACUGUCAUGAGCCUGCGCCCAUGAAGACUUCUAUUUCAGAAGGUGCUUUCAAACCACUUGCGACUAAUGAACCUGAUUUGAAUGGCCCAACUUUAACGAAUCAGACUUCUAUAAACAACAACAAGCUGGCUGUUUCUGUUCCAAAUCAAAAUGGCACGUCUCUAUCGUAUGUGAAUGACGCUACCAACCAGGUGACAGGGAACAUUGGUGGCCCGCAUUUAUACAACGGACAUUGUCAUAAUGAACCUCAGAGCCCAACUACUAGAACGCAACAGUACGAGUUUGUGCCUAUAUCUGAUGGUUGUCACUCUCCAGGCAACUUCCAUUCCAAAUCGCCACUAGGGUUCGGACAGAGGGGUCAAAGUCCGACUAAAGUAAACAAACAAAUUAUUAUGGGUGGUUCGUUACAAACGUCCCCUAUAUCGCACAGCACUGCAGCGAGCCCAUUCGUGAGUCCACGCAACACACCGGUACCACGGUCGCGGUUGUGUCCGAGGCCUAUACCAAAGCACAAUGGAAGGAAACGCCGGAAUCCUUUAUCUCUUGGUGUAGUGGACCCUUGCUCUAAACAGUUUGCUAUCCCCAACGAUCAAAAGUUUAUGAGCAAAACCAGUGUUUGUGGUCCAGGCAAAUACUGCCAACCGAUCUCGGCGCCUCCCUCGCCCAACAUAAUGACACAAUACAAGAAUCAUAUGUACACGUGCCCGUCGGGGAUGUCUAACGGAUCUAAUAAUCUUUGUUUAAAUUUUUUACCCAACACACCAUUCCGAGAUCAUGUCAAUGGCGACCAACCCUUAUCUGCUGAUCCGUUGUCGAGUGAGGUUAGUCAGUUUUUCCAAGAAUCACUGACUUACAGAUCGGGUCCCGACACUUUCCGGUCGCAAUCGGUACCCUUGAAACAGGGUAUGGGAAAUAUGGGGCUGUUGAGUUAUAACAAUACGCCAGUGGGAUCAGUCCCGCCGACUCCGGUUCCGAACGAGUUUUGUGAUUUCGGAUCUCUUGCUGAUACGUGUGACAUUUCCAAAGCUGGGCUUAAUCGAGAAACACUCGACAAGAUUUACGAUGCUAUUGACAGCAGCAACGACGUGCUCACUUCAAGUGCGACAAGUAUUCUAAAUACUAAUGACACUCUGAGUAAUGGCUGUGAUCCCCUGCCCGAACACCCAAUACUUUCGAUUAUACCGAGUGGUGACGAUUUGCUCGAAAGAACUAACCAGUUCAACCAAUCGUUCACCAACGACAGCGCCACCGCCGACAACGUGGAAGAUUUUCUAAAACGAGCAAAUAGUAUCGAGUUUGACUUGUCGGAAUUAGUUACGGAAAAAAAUAAAUACUACACUUCACGAUCGGUUCCGAGUACACCGCUCCCAUACAAACGCACCGCGCCCAACUUGCAAAUAGAUUCUCGCCGGUCGAGAGAACUGUUCGCUGCAGAAAAUUACUCUAACGUAUCGAACGGGAUAUCGUCCAAGUCAGUGCCAUCCACUCCCCAGUUCGCAGAGGACCGGAGCGUGUUCAGUUACAGUAACCGAGACUUCCUCAUAAACGGUAACUCCGUGUGCGGGUCGAGCGCGCUGCACGAGCCGGUGGUGGACAGCGAGCAGACGCUGACGUCGCCGCUGCACGACAUGCUGCGCGAGGACAUCCUCGGCGACCCGCUCACGCCCGCCUUGCUGGCCGACCUCGACAAGAUGGACGCCGCUCCCUAUGUCGAUCUCUAG
Messenger RNA from Spodoptera littoralis (African cotton leafworm), 4152 nucleotides. Lineage: Eukaryota; Metazoa; Arthropoda; Insecta; Lepidoptera; Noctuidae. The record is from the annotation of a GenBank genome assembly.